UAGCCAAGGACAAAGCAUUAGGUCAACACCCCGAAUUUAUUAUGGGCGGUUUGUGCUUUUUUUUAAGUUGAAACUUAUAUAAAAAGGAUGCGAUUCAGUGUAAAGUUAUCUGUUGAUUUCCAAACGGGCAGACACACACAUCUCACAAUGAAAUUCCUGGUACUAGCCCUCUGCGUCGCGGCCGCCAGCGCCGCCUCCACCUUCGGAGCCCGCCCGUGGCAGCAGGCGUCCGCCCGCGCCACCGUCAACACCGCCGCCGUGGCCUCCGCGCAGGUGGUCUCCGCCCCCGUGGUGGCCGCCAAGGCCGCCUACAACGGAGGCCAGGACUGGGAGGCGACCGUGCUCCGUUCCGAGUCUGACGUGCAGCCUGAUGGCUUCAACUACGUCUACGAAACCGCCAACGGAAUCGCCGCUGAGGCUUCCGGCUCCCUGAGGAAGGUUGACAACAUCGACACCGUCGCUGUCCAGGGCUCUUACAAGUACACCGCUCCCGACGGCACCCCCGUGCAGGUCACCUACGUCGCCGACGAGAACGGAUACCAGCCCCAGAGCAACCUCCUCCCCGUCGCCCCCGCCAUCCCCGAGGCCAUCCUCCGCUCCCUGCAGUACAUCGCGGCUCACCCCCAGCCCGUUGAAGCCAAGAAGUUCUAAAUUCAAAAUUAGAAGAAAAAGAAACAAACAUAGACAAGGCAAACGCUUACCGGCAACAGAUCGAGAGCAACAAGGACACGAGUGAAGACUUAAUCAAUUGAAUGGUCAAAUGCGUAAUGUAAAUAAAUGAUUUGUGCCAUCCA
This is a messenger RNA of Plutella xylostella (diamondback moth), 794 nucleotides long. The record is from RefSeq and is a predicted model, not a curated record. NCBI's taxonomy places the organism in Eukaryota, Metazoa, Arthropoda, Insecta, Lepidoptera, Plutellidae.